CUGUUUUACUCACAAAUAUGCAAACUAGAAAACAAUCUUCAGGAAUAAAGAAUUUUAUUACUUCCCUUGGAAAGAAAAAAAUCUUUGGCAGAUGGAUCAAACCGCGGAACCACCACUCAACACACACCAGCAGCAACCAGAAGAAGUUCAACAUCAUGAGAAUGGUGCGUCUAAGAUGUUUAGGAAAGUAAAGGCAAGAGCUAAGAAGUUCAAGAACAAUAUUACUAAACAUGAUCAAAGCAAUGAGCAUGAUCAUGAUGUAGUUAAAGAAGAUGAUGAAGAUGACGAGCUAGAACCAGAAGUGAUCGAUACACCAGGUGUAAAAGGUAAACCAGAGUCUCUGAGUCAUCCGAGAGAAACUAAAGUUCCGGCAGCGGAGGAGAUUGUUCCUCCAGGGAAAAAGGUGUUUCCUGUCGCGUCUUCCGAUUACACCAAACCCACUGAAUCUGUACCAUCACAGGAUACCUCUUACGGACACGAUGCACCGGCUCAUUCUGUAAGAACGUCGGUUACAUCGGACAAGGAAGAGAGCAGAGAGGCUCAUCACGAGGCAAUGGACACUCCUCUGCUUUCUGCAACAGAGGAUAUCACGAGGACGUUUGCUCCUGCUGGUGAAGAUGAUUAUCUUGAUGGUCAACGGAAAGUCAACGUCGAGACACCGAUCAAGUUGGAGGAAGAUCCGGCUGUUACAGGAGGAGGGUCUGAUUAUCUUAGUGGUGCAUCUAAUCAUCAGUCCAAAGUUACUGAUCCCACCAAAGAAGGAAGUGGAGAAGCUAGAGUACCGGAGAUUACUGAGUCUCUUGGUAAUAUGAAAGUGACUGAUGAGUCUCCUGAUCAGAAACCACCACAAGGAUUUGAAAGAGACUUGUCGACGAGAAGCAAAGAAUUCAAAGAAUUUGAUCAGGACUUCGACUCUGUUCUCGGUAAGGAUUCGCCGGUGAAAUUUGCAGGUGAAUCAGAAGCUGAGCUAGAAAAAGAUUUUCCGAUGAGAAGCCAUACAGAAUCUGGAAUCGACAAGAAUUCUCCGACGGGCUUUGGUGGCGAAUCAGAAGCUGAGCUAGAAAAAGAUUUUCCGAUGAGAAGCCAUACAGAUUCUGGAAUCGACAAGAAUUCUCCGACGGGCUUUGGUGGCGAAUCAGAAGCUGAGCUAGAAAAAGAUUUUCCGAUGAGAAGCCAUACAGAUUCUGGAAUCAACAAGAAUUCUCCGACGGGCUUCGGUGGCGAAUCAGGAGUUGAGCUAGAAAAAGAUUUUACGACGAGAAGCCAUGAUUUUGAUAUGAAGACUGAAGCUGGGACGGACACGAAUUCUCCAUCAAGAAGCUAUGAAUUUGAUCUGAAAACAGAAUCUGGAAACGACAAGAAUUCUCCGAUGGGAUUUGGUAGUGAAACAGGAGCUGAGCUGGGGAGAGAAUUGCCGACGGGAAGUGAUGAAUUUGAUCAGAAGAUUGAAUCUGGAAGAAACGAGUAUUCGCCGGAAUCUGACGGCGGAUUAGGAGCUCCGUUGGGAGGAAAUUUUCCAGUGAGAAGUCAUGAGUUGGAUCUGAAGAAUGAAUCUGGUAUUGAGAAAGAUUCGCCGACGGGAUUUGACGGAGAACCAGAUUUUCUGGCGAAGGGAAGACCUGGAUACGGCGACGCAUCGGAAGAGAAUGACUUUCCGGCGAAAAGUGAUGAUGAGACUCAUGAUCAAUUCUCACCGGAACUAUCUCGUCCUAAAGAGAAAGAUGAGUUUAAGGAGUCCAGAGAUGAUUUUGAGGAGACGAGAGAUGAGAAAACAGAGGAGCCAAAAACGAGCACUUACACAGAGAAGUUUGCUUCAAUGCUAGGUUACUCCGGAGAGAUUCCGGCGGGAGAUCAAAGUGAAGUGACGGGAACUGUUGAUGAGAAGUUGACACCUGUCAAUGAGGAGGAUCAAGAAACAGAGUCUGCCUUGACGACGAAGUUACCUCUCUCUGGAGGUGGAAGUGGAGCGGAGGAGCAACGAGGGGAAGAUAAAAAUGUGUCGGGUAGAGAUUAUCCGGCGGAAAAACUGACGCCUGACGAAGAAGACAAAGCUUUUUCUGAGAUGAAUGCUGAGAAACUUCAGAUUGGAGGAGGAGAAGAGAAGAAGACAACGACGACAAAGGAAGUGGAGAAGAUCCCUACCGAGAAGGCGUCGGAGGAGGGAGAACAAGGUGAGGCGGUGGAUGAGGAAGUGAACGGAGGAGGAGGAAUGGUUGGGAGGAUUAAAGGAUGGUUCGGUGGUGCUGCGACGGAGGAGGUGAAGCCAAAAUCGCCACAUUCUGUUGAAGAGGCUCCAAAAACAUCCGGCUGGUUUGGUGGUGGUGCGACGGAGGAGGUGAAGCCAAAAUCGCCACAUUCCGUUGAAGAGUCUCCACAAUCACUUGGCUCAACCGUUGUUCCGCUGCAUAAGGAGCUUUAAGAAUAUGAGAACUGAGAUUUAAGUUUUACUUUUGAAUGUUUGUGUGUGUUUUGUUUGAUGUCUUUGAUGUAUUAUGAUAUAAUUCCUUGUUUGUGUGAAAAGGACUUUGGUUAAUAAAUUAUUGGUUUUGGAUUAA
Molecule: messenger RNA, 2555 nt
Organism: Arabidopsis lyrata subsp. lyrata
Lineage: Eukaryota; Viridiplantae; Streptophyta; Magnoliopsida; Brassicales; Brassicaceae
Product: low-temperature-induced 78 kDa protein
Exons: 4
Coding region: 92-2419 (775 amino acids)
Biological process (GO): response to stress; response to abscisic acid
Source: RefSeq, a predicted model, not a curated record